Gossypium arboreum is the source of this 2216-nucleotide messenger RNA. Its product is annotated as homeobox protein SBH1-like. Gene Ontology annotation, cellular component: nucleus. The transcript is spliced from 4 exons. Gene Ontology annotation, biological process: regulation of DNA-templated transcription. Gene Ontology annotation, molecular function: DNA-binding transcription factor activity, RNA polymerase II-specific; DNA binding. The coding region runs from base 939 to 2012 and encodes 357 amino acids. Lineage: Eukaryota; Viridiplantae; Streptophyta; Magnoliopsida; Malvales; Malvaceae. The record is from RefSeq and is a predicted model, not a curated record.
ACAUAAAAUAAAAGAAAGUUGAAGAAGGAGAAGGAGAAGAGGAGUUUAAUGAAUUGAUGAUUUCGUGGCCCAUAAAAACCUUUUCCCACUAGUUUGCCUUAUAGUCUUCCUCGAUUUGAUCGUUUCAUCCCUCUAUUGUUGUAUUAUUAUUAUUUAUCGGUUUCCUUUUUGUAAUAUAUGGAGUAAACGAUAAGAUAACAAAUUAUAAACGUCUAAUCUCCCUCACUUAUCUGUUUUUUUCUCUUUGUAGUUUGCCAGUAAAAUGGCAGUGCAUCAGUUAGCGGUGCAAGAAAAGAGGGGAGAGUUUUCAUCGGGAAGGUAAAGCUUUGCAUAUCCCCAGCCACAGGCAGUCAGCCACCAGUACUGCCUCAAACACACCCCCACUAUUUCCCCCACACCUGCUUAAUAGUAGAGCCAUGAGAUUUGAAGUUCUUUCAAUGCCUUAUUUUCUUUCUGCAUAGCCCGCGUGCGUUCUGCAAACACACCAAACCCCCUUCCCCUUCCUUUUUUCUGUUUUUCUUUUCUUCCAAACAAGUGCAAAAGAAGCUCGAGAGACAGAGAGGAUUUUGUAGUAGAAAGUGAGAAUUAAUGCUCUCUGCUAAUGACUAGGAAGAUCAACAAACAAACUCCCAUUUUCCAAAGGAAAUCUGAGCAGGCUUUGCCAGGUUAGCCCCAGAGAGUAAAAUCCCACAUUUUUCUCAAACUCCACUACCUCCUGCUGCUGCUGCUAUCACUAUUUAGGAGUUCCUAUGAAAAGCCUGUUGUUUGUAGCAUAAAUCUCGGGAGAGUUGUAGAGAUAUUAACAAUCUUUAGGGCAAAAAAAUAGAUUGCGUAGGAAAGAGAAGAGAGAGAAAAUGGGUUGUGUUAUUAUAUAGCAAAGCCCUUGAGGGAACAAACUAGAGGUGGAAACGAAAAGAAAGAUAAGAUAGUGAGAGAUAAUGGAAGGUGGUUCCAGUAGCACUUCUUGCAUGAUGGCUUUUGGACACAAUAGUAAUGGACUGUGUCCCAUGACGAUGAUGCAUCAUCCCAUGACUUCUCAUCUUCAUCCUCAACAUCAACAUCAUCAUCAUCAUCCUAAUUCUGGCUCAAGCUCCUUAUUUCUUCCCCAACCUCCCACCAACAAUCAAGAUCAGAACCACAAUAGCAGCAGUGGAUCCUCUAUGAUUCUAGACGAUCAACACAACACCACCACCAGCAACAACAACAAUACCGGAUGUUAUUUCAUGGAGAGCAACGAUGGAAGCUCUUCUGUCAAGGCUAAGAUUAUGGCUCAUCCUCACUACCACCGUCUCUUAGCUGCCUAUGUUAAUUGUCAAAAGGUAGGAGCGCCACCUGAAAUGGUGGCUAGGUUAGAGGAAGCAUGCGCAUCUGCCGCCACUAUGGGUCCUACUAGGACGGGGUGCAUAGGCGAAGAUCCUGCACUAGAUCAGUUCAUGGAAGCUUAUUGUGAGAUGCUGACUAAGUACGAGCAAGAACUCACUAAACCCUUCAAGGAAGCCAUGCUUUUCCUCCAAAGGGUCGAGUGUCAGUUCAAAGCCCUCACCGUUUCCUCUCCAAAUCCUGCUUGUGGAGAGGGUGUCGACAGGAAUGCAUUAUCCGAGGAAGAUGUUGAUGUGAACAACAAUUUCAUUGAUCCCCUUGCAGAAGAUCGAGAACUUAAAGGUCAGCUUCUGCGGAAGUACAGUGGAUAUUUAGGCAGUCUGAAGCAGGAGUUUAUGAAGAAGAGGAAGAAAGGGAAGUUGCCUAAGGAAGCCAGGCAACAGUUGCUGGAUUGGUGGAGUCGACAUUACAAAUGGCCUUACCCGUCGGAGUCGCAAAAGCUCGCCUUGGCAGAGUCAACUGGUCUGGAUCAGAAGCAGAUAAACAACUGGUUCAUUAAUCAAAGGAAAAGGCACUGGAAACCAUCUGAAGAUAUGCAGUUUGUGGUAAUGGAUGCUGCCCAUCCACACUAUUAUAUGGACAAUGUUUUGGGCAAUCCCUUCCCUAUGGAUCUCUCUCCAACGCUUCUCUAAAGAAAAAAAUGUAUGUGCUUCUAUAUUGCUGCUGCAUUUACAUGCAAAGCUGUCAUAUAAUGUAUUUGAUGGAAGUAUAUUUAUAGCAUCGUAUGAUCGUAUGCAUGCAUACCUCGUGUAUGCGGUUCUAGGCUAUUUAUUAUAUAUUAUUAAGCUGCGACUGUUAAAAUCUAAUAUAUAUAUAUAUAUGUGUGUUUGAUUUUU